Cloeon dipterum is the source of this 1714-nucleotide messenger RNA. It is a transcript of the gene Prp19, whose product is annotated as pre-mRNA processing factor 19. Lineage: Eukaryota; Metazoa; Arthropoda; Insecta; Ephemeroptera; Baetidae. Gene Ontology annotation, biological process: mRNA splicing, via spliceosome; protein ubiquitination; DNA repair. The coding region runs from base 110 to 1630 and encodes 506 amino acids. The record is from RefSeq and is a predicted model, not a curated record. Gene Ontology annotation, molecular function: protein binding; ubiquitin protein ligase activity. Gene Ontology annotation, cellular component: Prp19 complex; U2-type catalytic step 1 spliceosome; cytoplasm. The transcript has 9 exons.
AUACAGAAUUUACGGAAUUUACGUGUGAUUUUAAAUUUUCCCGCGCACAAAGAGCGCUCGAGUGUCACAUUGAAAAAGGAGCGUGAUAGUUUCUACAUUGUGUGCGAAAAUGGCGCUCUUCUGUGCAAUUUCCAACGAGGUGCCUGAACAUCCCGUGGUCUCGCCGGUGUCAGGGUCCAUUUUCGAGCGGCGGCUUAUCGAAAAAUACAUAAUUGAAAAUGGAAUUGAUCCAAUCAAUGGAAAGGAGCUCACAGAGGACAUGCUCAUCGACAUAAAAUCCACACAAGUAGUUAAGCCGAAACCACCGUCGGCCACAAGCAUUCCGGCCAUCCUGAAAUCACUGCAGGACGAGUGGGACGCGGUCAUGCUGCACAGCUUCACACUGAGACAACAGCUUCAGACGGCAAGACAGGAGUUGAGUCACGCAUUGUAUCAACACGAUGCGGCGUGCCGAGUGAUCGCCCGACUCACGAAGGAAGUGUCUGCCGCCAGAGACGCUUUGGCAACACUGAAGCCCCAAACAGGAAUGGCUCCUGCCCCUGUUGGAGUGCAGCAACAGGUUUACGCCGCCGAAGCGUCUGGUGCAGCGGCACAGCCGCAAGAGCAAGCGGGCAUGACGCCAGAGGUCAUUCAAAAGCUGCUGGACAAGGCUCAGGUUCUGACGCAGGACCGCAAGCGACGCGGCAAGGUUGUUCCAGAAGACCUGGCCACGCCUGAAAACAUCAGGGCAUUCAGGACCCUGGCUUCUCAUCCAGGUAUUCACAGCGCCAGCAUGCCAGGCAUCUUGGCCCUGGACAUCCACAGCGGAGACUCGGCUAAAAUCCUCACUGGCGGCAAUGACAAAUGCGCCGCUGUCUUCAACAAGGACACUGAGCAGGUGGUUGCAAUCCUCAAAGGACACACCAAGAAGGUCACUAGAGUCAUCUAUCACUUUGAUGAGGACACGGUUCUUACUGCUUCUCCCGAUACGACAAUUCGUGUGUGGAACGUGCCAACGUCUCAAACAAUCCAACUCCUGCGCAUCCACGACGGUCCCGUGACUGGACUAUCGCUUCACCCGACUGGCGACUACGUGCUUUCGACCUCAAUUGAUCAGCACUGGGCCUUCUCUGACAUUCGCUCUGGACAACUAUUGACAAAGGUGACUGAUGACGGCUCAGAAGGCGCAGGAUUGACGACAGCCCAGUUCCACCCUGACGGUCUGAUUUUCGGCACGGGCACCACAACAUCGCAGGUGAAGAUCUGGGACGUGAAAGAGCAGUCAAAUGUGGCAAACUUCUCUGGCCACGCAGGCCCCAUCACGGCCAUCUCGUUCUCUGAAAACGGCUAUUACCUUGCCACGGCUGCUGAGGACGCGUGCGUCAAGCUUUGGGAUUUGCGCAAGCUGAAGAAUUUCAAGACAAUCCAGCUGGAGGAUGGCUAUGAAAUCAAGGAUCUGUGCUUCGACCAAAGUGGAACUUAUUUGGCCAUCGCCGGAACAGAUAUAAGGGUGUACCUCUGCAAGCAGUGGCAAGAUUUGAAAGUGUUCAAUGAUCACACAGCAAUGGCGACAGGCGUGCGAUUUGGCACAAAUGCGCAGUAUAUCGCCUCCACAUCCAUGGACCGCACACUUAAAUUGUAUGGAAUGUAAUUAAUUCCGAAUUUUUCAUUUUGCUGUUCCAUUUUGUCUCUUCGCCAGCCACAAAUAAACUACAUUAGAAUAUUAAGGAAACAA